AUGUCGUCUAAUUUCGGAUUACUUGAGGGCCAGGUCGGAUUGAUCACCGGAGCUGGAACUCCCUAUGGUAUCGGGAGAGAAUGUGUCAAGAAGUUUGCCUCAGCAGGAGCCAAAGCCAUCUACGCGUGCGACUUGAACCUCAGUGCCAUCGAGUCCCUACGGGAAGAAUGCAAAAAGGCCGGAUACACGUCGAUCAUACAAGGCAAACAGCUCGACGUGUCGAGUGAGGAGCAGACUGUGGCUGUCGUCAAAGAGAUCACCAAGGCUCACGGUCGCUUUGAUUUCUACAUUGCGAAUGCUGGGUUUGCCAACUAUAGGAGCCUUAAUGACACUGAGAUGAGUCACUACGAUCGUCAACUCAAUGUCAUGACCCGUGGAGCCUUUCUCGGUAUCAAAUAUGGCAGUCAAGCCAUGAUGGUGACAUCCAAGGAAAAGCCUCAGCCAGGGGGCGUCUUUGUGGUCACCGGUUCGUGUGCUGGGUUUCUCGGCUCAUAUAGCGAUUUACCAUACGCUAUCGCCAAAACCGCCUUGCACGGUCUGAUUAGCGCUGGUUCGGUUCAAUUGUCGUCGAGUAACAUUCGUGUAAAUGGCGUGGCUCCGGGCUUCACCAAGAGUGGCAUCUUGACCAAUUCUCAAAAGGCCGAGCAAGGUGAAUACCAGAGCGGAGAGGAUGAGGAGCAACUGAAGCAGAACCACAUGUGGUUUUUUGACCGAGCAGGGCUGUUGAAGAAGCCCGAGUACUAUUACAACCGACUUCAAGACCCAGACGAGAUUGCCAGUGUGCAGUUGUUCUUGGCUUCAGGGCUGUCUUCAUCCAUCAACGGUCAGAUGAUUCUAUGCGACAGUGGCAAGACAGCGGCCGCGACUGGGGAAGCAUGUACUGGACCUGUGGACCCAGUCCGUCCCUUGGACUUGUCUUGA
Molecule: messenger RNA, 921 nt
Organism: Fonsecaea pedrosoi CBS 271.37
Lineage: Eukaryota; Fungi; Ascomycota; Eurotiomycetes; Chaetothyriales; Herpotrichiellaceae
Exons: 3
Coding region: 1-921 (306 amino acids)
Molecular function (GO): oxidoreductase activity
Source: RefSeq, a predicted model, not a curated record